Molecule: messenger RNA, 1616 nt
Organism: Nymphaea colorata (pocket water lily)
Lineage: Eukaryota; Viridiplantae; Streptophyta; Magnoliopsida; Nymphaeales; Nymphaeaceae
Exons: 3
Coding region: 257-1168 (303 amino acids)
Source: RefSeq, a predicted model, not a curated record
GGACUCCUUGUUAGUGGGAACCAUCUUAUUUAAUUUUCCCUUCCCUUUCAGUGGGCGUAGAGGUCCCCUUUCCCUUCCCGCCCAGGCGCCCAGCCCUGCCAAGUCCGCGAUGAUUUCCACGGAAAUCGCUUGACCGUAAUUCUUCUAGUUUUCUAUCGACAUCUCUGAGAAGACGAGGGGUUUAUGAUUUCGUUUUGUGUGGCAAAGACGCAAAAAGGUGGUGUCUCUUGUUUUGGGAUUCUGUUAUCCAAACGUGAUGAACACCAACAAUGGCAGGAGCAGCCAUGGCAGUUGGGCCGGUGCCCAGGAGCGGGAGGGCCAGGCUGCGCACCCAACGGUGGUAUCGGGAGUUCCCACCCCUACGGCUGAAGAAGUCAUCUCUAAGAUAAAGGACGACGGAGAUUUCGAUCGCCUCCGGCUCAAGAUCAUCAGCCAACUUAAAUCCAAUGAAGCCCUGAGAAGCAACAUUGUUUUAGCUGUGAAACGGUCCAAAACACUUUCCAAUGCAUCUAGGAAUGUAAAGCCACGCCAAUUGCUUGAUGCUGUCUAUCAGGAGAUUGGAAAUGACGUGAGAGGCCAAAUGUCAGAUGCUGUGUGGCAGGUGAUCAGGUCAAAUGAUGGAAUGAAGAAAGAGAUUUUCGAGACUGUAGAAACUGUGUAUAGCAAGAUGGUGGAUGAGAGGAAAAUGUCGGACCAUGCUGUUGAUCAACAUUGGACUAGAAGAUCACCUGCUAGUUUUUCACCCACUCCAAUUGCUAAUGACCAACAGCCCAAUGCAGGAGGACGCAGCAGCAGCCCUGCUGUCACUGCGUGUGACCAACAGGUUGUUGGAGGACCAUGCUGUAGCCCGACAAUCUCGAUUGGACAUCAUGUGCAACCAACUGGAGAGCAAAGCAGUAGCAGUUUGCCCGCCUUGACUACAUCCGGGGAUCAUCUAUUUAGGGGAAUCAAACCAAAAGAAACUCCCGCUUUUUCUCUGCCUGAGCCUAACAAGCCUGAUGAUCAAGAGCCGAAGAAGCACAUUGAUGAGCCUUUGUUUACCCAUGAGACUAAGCCAUCUAUCAACUCUCAGCCUAGUGAACCACAAGUCUCUGUUCAUCCACAUGUUGAAAGCCAGCAACAGGAAGAUAGUGAUCUUGACCCAGAUGUGCCUCCCGGUUUUGGUUAAAUAACCGUAAAGAUGUCAAAGUGCCUCCUAAUUGAGAGGGGAUAAGGUUGCGCAAGGGACCUUAAGUGGUGCCUAGCCAUGGCAACCACUAGCUUCAUUGUCAGUAUACCUACAGUUUUCUCGAUGCAGGUACAGCAUAUUGCUGGGUGACUCCUUUGGGCAGCGCUCGGAUCUCCUCUCAUGAUUAUGAGACAGUGCAUCAAUAGGACGAAGUCCACUUUAAAGAGGCAUUAAAGAGGCACGAUGAAGAUUAGAGAUGGUGGCAUCAUUAUCUAGCCACAGGAGAAUAUAAAUUUGAGAAUGUUUGUAUUCUACCAUUUGCUUGAUCUUCAUCUUAUGCAUUUAAUUCUUGUACUCCUGGACCACUAAGGCCAGUUUGUCGCUAAUCAAACACUUUGUCAUGCUCUGGUUUCAUUUGUAAGCCAUUGGUGAGGGACAAUUUUUUGGA